AUGACAUGCUAUCUAUUACGAACAAGAAACCUGAUCAAGAACAGGAACAAGGACAAUAACAAGAAAUUAUCAACAAGAACAAGAAAAGCCCCACCUCUCCGAAGGUUAAGGACGGGCAACGAAUACCUGGCUACCCACUGUCAGAGGGCAAAGAGAAUCCAGAGAACGGCCAAGAGGGUGGUCGUGACAGACAAGAACCCUGUGGCACUACACUACGUACCGCACCUAGACCAAGUGUGGGUACUCAACUGGCGCAGUGACCGCGAUCAAGGAGUCAAGACCAUCCAAGUUAUAAGAGAUGCCGCCCAGAAGCGGAAACACCACACGGUACAUCCGGAGCCCAUCGAUGGUCAGUUUGACCUCGUCCGUGACCUCUUCAUGCCUCCCAUACAGGACAUGUCACACAUGUUCAAGUACGGAUAUGUGAGCCACACUAACCAGCGUGGUUUGUACAAGCUGGAUUUGGCCAACAUGCGGUACAUACGGAGCUUGGACCUUACACCCUACAAUUGUGUUCCCCGGAGUAUGCAGUUCUCCGCUCUCUACGGGUUUGUGGUGCUGGAGUGCGAGGAGCCAGUGACAGGACGAGCUACUGGACAGAUCCUGCUAGAUUACCUGACUGACGCCGUCAUUAGCCAGAAGAACGGCCUCUUCGGUAGACCCAUGGUGUCUCCCAACAGCAGAACAGUUGUCACCCUCGACCGAGCCAGAGACGGUGUUACAUUAGUGGUUCAACAGGUGGCAGAGUCUGGAUUGAAAUUUCUGUUCGAUGUGAAGACGACGCUAAAUAUCAGCGACAUGACGUUCUAUCCAUCUCAGACAACACACGGGUACGACCUCUACGCCAGCGCAGUCGACAAAGAGGAUAUACUCUUCCUGAAUCUAGUUACAGGAAAGGUAGAGAUGAUCACAGGGGUGGGGAAGGCGAUGCACCCCUCCCUGGCGCAGUGGGGAAACCCCAAUAGACCGAUAGCGGCUUCCGGUGUGUUCGGGCACUACAUGGUGACUCCCGCCAACGAAGCGCUGUUCGUGGUGAACGGCGAGACGCGCACGGUCAACUGCGAGAUCGGCGGCCUCGUCCACCCCCGCGCGGUCGUCUGGGUCACAAUGCAACUCCAGUGAGCAGACAGACUGUCCUGUGAAUACCCCAUUGUGAUGUUACAAUGUAAAUAAUGUUAAUUUUAUUGUAUCACUUUUGAUAAUAUCACCAAAAUUCUCGUAGUACGUUUUCUUUGCCACGUCACCUUUGAAUGUACUAGUAUACCGUUAGUACAUCACGAGUGAAACAAUCAUUCUUCGUUGUCGCAGUGUGAUACCGCUUUAUUUGUCGCUGUGCUGUGAACCGUACGGUACGCUAUUGUAUGGCCUUUGAACCGCUACCAAGCGUAAAUGCUCACGGAAGGAACAAAGAAAUAUGUUUUGCUGCAAACUAUUCCCCGACACAGAAGUAUUUAUUGUUGGCCGUUACCCUCACGUUUUUAUUGCCGUAGCUUUGCAGCCCGAACAAUGAAAAGUUAUGUGCUUUGUUCGAAUCCACUCGUACAUCAAGUUCCUAAAUUGACAGACACGUGUGUUUGUGCCAUUCGGACCCGAUCUCACGGAAAAUAUAAAGUAGUUUUACCUUUUCAUACUCGUUCUAUGGAACUGUACCUCGAUUGAGAAUGUUUGAGCUUUAUCUCCUUGUUUGGCUAACAGUGGAGUAACUAGUUUCAGCUUUGUACAGGAUGUGUUCGUAUCUCCCAUUCAGAGAAGUGUGCGUGUGACAGCUUAGCUAUCGAGUGCGUCGUGUCGUUCGUUGCCUAGCGUACUUUUACCAUUUUCCUAGAUUAUUGUCGGAUUUAAAUUUCUUGAAUUUUUUGAUUCAUUCAUUCACGUUACUUAUACUAUCAUCUUUUACAAUUCGGUUCUGAUUUGACGGAUUUUUUCAAUGAUAAAGCACGGUAAUUUUCACUGUUAUAUGUCAUGUUUCAUGGACAGUGUGGACUAUUACUUUAUAGGUUUAAUUCAGGUUGAGAUUUGAAGAAAAAUAUUUUUGAUAGUCAAUAAUAAUAUAGAUUGAUCCAAUUGUAUAGUGUCGAGAGACCUGUAGAUUGUCGAGAAAUUAUUAGAACCGCCCCUCAGUAACAUCCCUGCUUGUAGCCGUGGGGAAGGUGCUGCAAUAUUAAACCGUUUUCUAUAACCAGCACCUGUCACUCACUACAAAAGAUAUCAUUUUAGCAAUUCAAUAUUUUUUGCAUCCUCAUGUUGUUAAUAGUAACAUUUCUAGUCAUUUGACAUGAUUGAAUAUAAGAAUGUAAAUGUAAGGAUCAUGCUUUAUAUUGUAAUAUAAUGGUUGUAACAAUAAAAUACUUGUAUAAUUUUACGUAAAA
Messenger RNA from Homalodisca vitripennis (glassy-winged sharpshooter), 2369 nucleotides. Its product is annotated as follistatin-related protein 5-like. The record is from RefSeq and is a predicted model, not a curated record. The transcript has 6 exons. The coding region runs from base 1 to 1122 and encodes 373 amino acids. NCBI's taxonomy places the organism in Eukaryota, Metazoa, Arthropoda, Insecta, Hemiptera, Cicadellidae.